This is a messenger RNA of Colletotrichum acutatum, 1311 nucleotides long. RefSeq lists its product as uncharacterized. The record is from RefSeq and is a predicted model, not a curated record. The transcript has a single exon. Lineage: Eukaryota; Fungi; Ascomycota; Sordariomycetes; Glomerellales; Glomerellaceae. The annotation marks the transcript as partial.
AUGGUGAAAAUUGAGUCAGGUGAAUACGUAAAAGCUCACGCGGAGAAGACUUCGUCACUGCGAUUAGAAGACCUGUCAGACUCCGAGAAGGGUGAGUUCCAGAUUCCUAAAACUUGGCUGAAGGAACAUGACACUGACCCAACAAUAGAUUGCCUGCGUAGUCUCCAUGCGACCAGCGGGGACUACGAAAGCCAGAGAAUUGGUAUUGAGAAGCCUGUCCCAGGGACGUGCCAAUGGUUCCUGCGUCACCCCAAAUUCGCCGACUGGGUUCAGAGCACAUCGUCUUCCCUUCUCUGGGUAACGGCAAAUCCUGGGUGUGGCAAAUCGGUGCUUUCCAGCUUCCUCGUGGACGCCCUGAGCCAGGACAAAAAUCAGUCCAUCGUAUGCUCCUUCUUCUUCAAGGCUGGCGUCGACAGUCGCCGAGACUCCCACCAGGCUCUAUGCGUCCUGCUUCAUCAGCUCUUCGUCGCCGCCCCGGAAUUGGUCAACGUAGCGAUGGAGGAUUAUUCUAGCAAGGACAAGUCGUCUUUCACCAAGGAUCUUGAAGCGCUCUGGGCGGUGUUUCGCACCUCUGCCAGCCGCCUCCACGGCCGCAAGAUCAUCUGCGUCGUCGAUGCCCUAGAUGAGUGCUCUGAUGAGUCCAGGAAUCGCUUCAUCAGCCAGCUCGUCGGGUCGUUCUCAACCAGCAACUCCGAGAAACCUGCCGGCAACCUCAAGUUCCUUGUGACAAGUCGGCCGUGGCCCAGCAUCGAGAGCCGCUUCCGGAACUUGCUUUCAAUCCGGUUACGAGGAGAGAAUGAAUCAUCGUCGCUGUCCAAAGACGUGGAAAGGGUUGUCGAGCAUCGUGUGCGGGAGCUCAAAAUGUCGUCCGCGCUCUCCGAGGAUGCUAGCACAAUGGUAACCAAAGCUCUGACCGAAGGGGCAGAUCGUACGUUCCUGUGGGUUUCACUGGUGUUUGACGCCAUUGAGCGACUUCAGUCGCGGAAACUCAGUUCCAUCGCAAAAUCAUUGGAUUCCUUACCCGACGAUCUUGACCAGCUUUACGAAAGCGCCUGGGCAGCCUUUAUCGACCACGAAGCCUCGCAUAAGUUGCUCGGAAUCAUCCUCGCUGCCAAUCGCCCUCUCAAGCUCGAAGAGAUCAAUAUCGCUCUCAGUUUAGGGGUGAAUAUCACUUCUUUAGAAGGUCUCGAGCAAGAGCUUGAGCCCGACGCAGAAUAUACAAUCAAGCAGCUGGGAGGAUUCUUCAUCCGAAUCAUUGACUCUACAGUAUUCCUCGUGCACCAAACUGCACGCGAAUUUCUGCUUGGCUCU